AUGCCUCCAUCAGAUACUACUCGACGGGUGAUGCUCGUCAAUAAUGUGUUCGGUCGGUCGAUCAACAACGUCUCGAAACCGGUGGAUGCUCAGACACUGGCCGAGGCGUUUCCUUACGCGAGUCCGCAAAUGCUGGACACACUGGCCGAGCAGACCAAAAACUUAUUUUCACACUAUGCUAACGGCCGUUGGACCGAAUUCGCGGAGGCCGCUUCGUUCGAAGACCUCUGUAACCAAUUUGAUCUUCUGGAACGUGAGGCCAUCGAGAGAAUCCAAGCAGGCGUGAAACCAGUGAUGAUUACCCGAGAUCCCAAAUUGUCGAUCCCACCUCUCCUCCUCAAAACCUUAACCAACUUGGAAAGCUUAUACCGGUCAGCCCAUGUACGACAAGAGGAGACGAACGAAAAAAUGCAAGUUGAGAUCAGUAAACAGAUCAAAGAGAUCGAGCGCCUGGAAGCGGAGAUCAAGGGUCGCGUAGGACAGAUCCAAUCUACCGCCGAUCAAUGUAAACAUCUCUAAUCUCCCCUCUCCCUCUCUUGUCACUCUUUGUGUCUUGAAAUGUUAUCCUAGCU
Molecule: messenger RNA, 572 nt
Organism: Puccinia graminis f. sp. tritici CRL 75-36-700-3
Lineage: Eukaryota; Fungi; Basidiomycota; Pucciniomycetes; Pucciniales; Pucciniaceae
Exons: 3
Coding region: 1-519 (172 amino acids)
Source: RefSeq, a predicted model, not a curated record